GUAGGUUUAUGUAAUUUCUGUCCAAACACUGUUGUGAGACGGGGAACUUGUACCAGAAACCAUUUACUCGUGAAUUAAAUUCAUUCAAUCACAUUAUUUUUAGCUUUAGGGUGUAGAAAGAAACGGAGAGAAUUCUUGGCCAUUGCAUUCAAUUUGGGAUCGUAGGGGAGGAGCAAACGAAUCGAUAGGCAUAUAGAGAGAUGGGUUGCUCGUUCUCGGGACUGAAUGCCCUUUACGACUCCGUUAAUGGUGGAGGGGAUGUUUGGAUCAAUGAGAAUCGGUUCAGGAUCUUGAGGCAGCUGGGAGAGGGUGGAUUUGCAUAUGUUUUCCUUGUCAAGGAGGUUAUAUCAGAUCCAUCCAACCCUGGAAUUUCUAAGAAAAUCAAGGACUCUUCUCAUGUCUCUGCUGAUGGAACAUAUGCAAUGAAGAAAGUUCUCAUUCAAAACAGUGAACAGUUGGAGUUGGUAAGAGAGGAGAUCCGUGUUUCCUCUCAGUUUAGCCACCCCAAUCUGCUUCCUCUUCUUGAUCAUGCAAUCAUUGCUGUCAAGGCAUCACAAGGACAAUCUUGGAAGCAUGAAGCAUAUUUGUUGUUUCCCGUGCACUUGGAUGGAACGUUAUUUGACAUUGCAAAUGCUAUGAAAGCUAAGAAGGAUUUCUUUUCUACCUCAGACGUGCUUCAAAUAUUUCGUCAGCUUUGUGCAGGACUUAAGCAUAUGCACAGUUUUGAGCCCCAAUAUGCUCACAAUGAUGUCAAACCUGGUAAUGUCCUCGUGACAUACAGAAAGGGACAAUCACCUUUAGCAAUAUUGAUGGACUUUGGAAGUUCUCGUCCAGCAAGAAAGCAGAUUCGGUCUCGUACAGAAGCGUUACGGCUGCAGGAAUGGGCUUCUGAGCACUGCUCGGCACCUUUCCGAGCUCCUGAAUUAUGGGAUUGCCCAAGCCAUGCUGAUAUUGAUGAGAGAACUGAUAUUUGGUCACUAGGCUGCACAUUGUUUGCAAUCAUGUACGGCGUAUCUCCAUUUGAAUAUGCACUCGGGGAAUCUGGUGGAAGCCUACAAUUAGCCAUCGUAAACGCUCAGAUAAAGUGGCCGAAUGGCCCUAAUCCUCCAUAUCCAGACGCCCUCCACCAGUUCGUGACAUGGAUGCUGCAGCCUCAAGCAGCAGUUCGACCUUGCAUCGAUGAUAUUAUAAUUCACGUUGAUAAGCUUAUAACAAAAUUUUCUAAGUGAAGAAAUGGGACCAUAGAAUUACAGGAUUAGUCAACACUUCAAAUGUGCACUUCAGGUGAUUGAAUUGCAAUUAAAUAUUUAAUUAUUUUUUCUCCCUUUUUGGUUGAAGUGAAUAUGUCAUAUGAAGGUAUAGGGAAUUGUUUAAUUGUUGGGGUUUUGUGUGGUUAUCUUUCUGCAUUGUAUCACAUUAGUCCAAAUGAUCUAGUUUUAUUAUAGCACCCUUCAUAUUAAUAAUUGA
Molecule: messenger RNA, 1467 nt
Organism: Olea europaea var. sylvestris
Lineage: Eukaryota; Viridiplantae; Streptophyta; Magnoliopsida; Lamiales; Oleaceae
Product: probable serine/threonine-protein kinase DDB_G0291350
Exons: 6
Coding region: 201-1229 (342 amino acids)
Biological process (GO): protein phosphorylation
Cellular component (GO): cytoplasm
Molecular function (GO): protein serine/threonine kinase activity; ATP binding
Source: RefSeq, a predicted model, not a curated record